AUGUCAAGAUUGCACCCGAUUUGCCAGGGCGACAAGAAGCCAUGGCCGUUCUCGGACGAGAGGCCUUCCGAACGAUCGGGCACAUGGCAAGCCGCCGCUCAAAAGGGGCAGUUGACAUACGACCACGUGGAACCGGAUGGAGUGCUUGCUCCGAAUCCCAGCCUUAAUCCCGCGAGCCUCCGACCCUGA
Molecule: messenger RNA, 189 nt
Organism: Neurospora tetrasperma FGSC 2508
Lineage: Eukaryota; Fungi; Ascomycota; Sordariomycetes; Sordariales; Sordariaceae
Exons: 2
Coding region: 1-189 (62 amino acids)
Source: RefSeq, a predicted model, not a curated record